AUGAAGCAUCUUUGCGAGGAGAUCAAGUUCAAAGGGCCAAUAUCUGUGGCGGAGUUCAUGAGAUCUGCCUUGACGCACCCGCUGGGGGGUUACUAUAUGAAGGGCGACGUUUUUGGCAUUGCGGGUGAUUUUACGACUUCUCCGGAGAUUAGUCAAGUUUUUGGGGAGUUAGUCGGCAUAUGGUUCAUCACAUUAUGGAAGCAACUGGGGUCGCCGAAGGACAUACAAAUUGUAGAGAUGGGUCCGGGCCGUGGAACUCUGAUGGCUGAUAUGCUUGGGGUGAAUGAAAAAUGUUCUCUUUGUCCAAGGAAGGCUUCGCAAGCUGAUCCCAUCCAUGGGGUCCACAUGGUUGACGCGAGUCCUGGGUUGCAGGAGGUACAAGCGCAAAAGCUUGCCCCAAAUGCUACCUUGGACAAAUCGACAGCGUCAAUCCGGCGUGAUGAUGAUAUAACGGUGCAUUGGCACGAAAGUUUGGAGACAGUUCCUGAAGGAAUGUGCACGAUGUUUGUUGCCCACGAAUUCUUCGAUGCCAUGCCUAUCUUCAAGUUCAAGUUGACGAAAGAUGGAUGGCGUGAGAUUGUCGUCGGUUUGGACAAGUCCCCGGACAGCCAAUAUCAUUUUUGCUUCACAUUAGCCGACGGGCCAACGAAACCGUCCGCGAUCAUUAUGCAAUACGAGAAGUUUCAGAAGAACUUCAAAGAAGAUGACCGGGUGGAAGUCUCCCCGGAUUCUUAUGCCGUGUCAAAUCGGAUAGCGCGAAGAAUACAGAAGAAUGGUGGUGGCGCGUUGUUUGUCGACUACGGCCGCAACUACACAGUGGGAGAUAGUUUACGGGGUAUUCGAAAUCAUAAGUUCACCGAUGUGCUGAGUAAGCCCGGGGAGGCAGAUCUGAGUGCGGAUGUGGACUUCUCUUUCCUGCGAGAGUCUACCCAUGGCAUUGCUGCCGCACAUGGACCAAUCACACAGUCAACGUUCCUGAGAGCGAUGGGUAUUGCACCGCGAAUGAACAUGUUGCUUCAGAACGCAGACGCGAAAACGAGAAAGGAACUGGCUACAGCCUUCGACCGACUGGUGAGUCCAUCACAGAUGGGCACGGUGUACAAAGUAAUGGCGAUAACGCAGGAGGGAGUGGAGGUUCCUUAUCCAUUUCAAGAUGAUCCAUUGAUGGAGAAGGCUUGA
Fimicolochytrium jonesii is the source of this 1179-nucleotide messenger RNA. Its product is annotated as S-adenosyl-L-methionine-dependent methyltransferase. Gene Ontology annotation, biological process: mitochondrial respiratory chain complex I assembly. Gene Ontology annotation, molecular function: protein-arginine omega-N symmetric methyltransferase activity. NCBI's taxonomy places the organism in Eukaryota, Fungi, Chytridiomycota, Chytridiomycetes, Spizellomycetales, Powellomycetaceae. Gene Ontology annotation, cellular component: mitochondrion. The coding region runs from base 1 to 1179 and encodes 392 amino acids. The transcript has 8 exons. The record is from RefSeq and is a predicted model, not a curated record.